Siniperca chuatsi (mandarin fish) is the source of this 2840-nucleotide messenger RNA. RefSeq names its product nei-like DNA glycosylase 3 (gene neil3). NCBI's taxonomy places the organism in Eukaryota, Metazoa, Chordata, Actinopteri, Centrarchiformes, Sinipercidae. Bases 115 to 1863 code for a protein of 582 amino acids. The transcript is spliced from 10 exons. Gene Ontology annotation, cellular component: nucleus. Gene Ontology annotation, biological process: base-excision repair. Gene Ontology annotation, molecular function: DNA N-glycosylase activity; DNA-(apurinic or apyrimidinic site) endonuclease activity; damaged DNA binding. The record is from RefSeq and is a predicted model, not a curated record.
CACGCAUGCGCAAAAUUGAAUACAGUGGCGGGGAAUCAAGACGACAACAAACUUUCAUUAGCCAUUCAACCGCUGCAUUUCACUGUUUACUGUUUUUAAAAUCUGAACUCAAAGAUGGUUGAAGGUCCGGGGUGCACAUUAAACGGAGAGAAAAUCCGUUCUAAAGUCCAAAAAGGACAGAAAUUGAAAGAGAUUAGAGGCAGUUUGACAACAUCCACCAAGAACAACUCCGAGGGAAAUGCUUUCCACAGUUUUUAUGGUUCUCAGUUCACCGGCGUUGAAACGCUGGGAAAGGAGCUCUUUAUGUACUUUGGUCCAAGAGCGUUGAGAGUCCACUUUGGUAUGAAUGGAUCAAUGCGUAUAAACCCUGCUGAGAGGAAGGAUAGGACAGGCUCCAUACCAGUGCUUGAAAUACACCUGACUAACGACAUUGUGUGCUUCUUUGACAGCACUGUGGAAAUAAGGAUGACAGAGGACUGUGAGCAACGGGUGAGGGCUAUUGAGAGUCUGGAUGUGUGCUCCUCCAAGUUCAGCUUCUCCCGCUCUGAGGAGGCAGUGAGGAGCCAAAGUAGCAGGAUGCUCAGUGAUGUUCUACUAGACCAGGCCGUCAUGCCGGGAGUCGGCAACAUCAUUAAAAACGAAGCCCUGUUUGACUCGGGCCUCCACCCAGCCAUGAAGGUUCAGCAGCUGACAGACGAGCAGAUCCACCACUUGGUGAAGAUGACGCGUGAUUUCACUCUUCUGUUUUAUAAGUGUCGCAAAUCUGGCUCUCCUCUCUACAAACAUUACAAAGUCUACAAGCGUCCCCAGUGCGGCCAGUGCUUUCAUGUCAUCACAGUCUGUCGUCUUGGAGACAACGGCAGGAUGACUUACUUCUGCGAACGCUGUCAGAAGGGAGAUCCCAGCGGGCUUGACAUCAGUAAGCUCCCAGUCAGAAACAGUCUGAUUGGCUGGGCCUACAAUGAGAGAACCAAUGAUAAUGUGGCUAAGAAGGAGGAAGAGGACUGGGCCUGUCAACUCUGCACACUCAUCAACCAGUCAGAAGCAAAAGCCUGUGAUGCCUGCCUCACUCCAAGACCUGAGGUCCACAAAGAAGACAUCAGCACUGAAGCAUCAGCCUUCACAGCUGAUUUGAUUAAAUACCCCUGCACUGCCUUUAAGAAGCCACAAGAGGAGCUCAAAGUCAACUGGAGGUCUGCAUUUGGAACUUCCACCCUUGUUUUCUCUGACUUGAGCAAGAAGCCAAAGCAUGUAAACUCCCCGCUCUCCCCAGCCGGCAGUCAUUUGAAUUCCUUGGCGGCAGAGCGAGGUUCAUAUAAAUACAGCGUCUGCCAAGGGACAACAAGCCCCAAUUAUGCCUCUGGUGGCUGGCAGAAGCAAAGUGCUGAGCUCUCCAAUGGGGAAUCACUGGCCUCCUACAGUCACCCAUCCAAGAAAAUGAGAAUUGAUCACAGUCCUUUUGCCAGUAACAAUGCUCAAAAUGGAACCCCCAACUCACGUACGCACAAAAUAGCAGCGACAAGCCGCAGCUCCUCCAUUUCUUCCAGUCCCAGUGCCCCUUGUUGUGCAUCCCAUCGUCGUCCAGCUGUCCUCAGAGUGGUCAACAAAGAGGGGGAGAAUAAGGGACGACAGUUCUACGCCUGCUCGCUCCCCAGAGAGACCAAGUGUAACUUCUUCGAGUGGGCUGACUUGCACUUCCCUUUUUGUCACCACGAGAAACGCUGUUUAAUGAGGACAGUUCUGAAACUAGGACCAAACAAUGGCCGGAAUUUCUACACCUGCAGCUUUCAAAAGGGUAAACAGUGUGACUUUUUCCAGUGGGCAGAGAAUGGACCAGUGGUAUCCAUCCUCCCUGGUUGUUAAUGUGUUUUGGCAAUGCAUUACUUCUAAAUGAAACCCUGAUGCCUAUAUGUUCAUAUAAAUAAAUGGAUAUAGAAAGGGACACGAUAACUCAUCAUUAUCUCCGUGAAAUACGCAGAUUUGUACUGAACUAGACAUUUAAUGGAGAAUAUCUUAUCAACCGUAUGACCUUCAGAUCAUGCCCAACCACUUGAUUGUACAAAAAUGUUUUACUUAAUGUGUCUAUUUGCAUUUGAUUUGUAUCAUGUCCUAUCAAUGUCCAUCUUUUAAAGAUGUAUGUUUCAAAGUUAUCAUGAGAAAGAAAAGUGUGAAAAAUAAAGAAUAUAAAGUCUAAACAUUUUUUAAAUUACAUUUUAUUUAUGACUUAAAACCAAAAUCAUCAGCAUAAAAAUACAGUAUGGAGACUGUUAAAUUAAGCAUAUAAAAGAGCUGCAGAUAAUCGUACACCAUUUAAAAGCAGUCCACAGAUUUCAGGAGUGGUGUGUCUGACUUGGAGUUUGACACCAUGUAGUGGAACUGAGAGAAGCCAGGGACUUUGUUACAGGCCGCACCUUAGGAGAUUAAAGAGAAAACAAAUAAACACUACAGGUGAAACAAAACUUUUACCCACUUCUCAUUAAGGCCCCAUUUAAUUCUGGUAUAUAAAAUGUGAUCUGUACAUAGGUCUGCCAUUCGAAUGCUAAUAGGUCUGAUCACAUCUCCUUUAUUACACCUGUUCAUCUACAUGUACUUAAUGUCUGCAUCCAGUGGAGACUGGAUGUCAAACUUCAGAUCAUAAGACUAACUUUAAUGAAAUGUAACUUUAAUUAAACUGGGUUCUUAACUGUAUGGUUAAAAUUUUGAACAAAAAGUUGACAAAUGUACCUUUUAAUUUCAGACCUUUUUAAGGCUGUACUGUACAUGUUCUACACUGGUCUCCUCAUGUUGUGUAAACAUGCCUCUGAAAACCCGUGAAAGUUAAUUAAAAUAUCACAAAAUUA